UGAUUUUUAAUAACUUUAUGCAGUAAAUAAAACAACUGUACGGUGAUGUACUGAUCUUAAAAUAAAUUAAAAAAAAAGUGCGUUACUAAGAAAACACAAAAACUACGUCGCAUUGGUUGCUGGGUUUUGUCUCAAAGCAAAAGCGGCUUUGCGUCUCCGUAGAUCUAAAAAGUUACUACGUUCGUCUCCUCUUCUCUCUCACUCAGCUUCUUUUUAUUCCUUCCCCCUCCCAAAUUUCUCCGGCGGUACGGAUCAAAUCACAUCGGAUAUUAUUAAUUCUGCCGGCGAUCAAAUGGCGCUGUCGUCAAUCGCAGCGACGGUCUCAAUCCUAAUCUAUCUCUCUCUCCCUUAUUCAAUCACAGCUGGUGGUGAAAACAUCCUCCACCAAUCUCCCACCGCUGGAUCACGGCGUCCAAUGGUGUUCCCAUUGUUUCUCUCCGAAUCAAAUUCAUCUUCUUCUUCUUCGAGAUCUUUAUCAAUUCCUCAUCGGAAACUUAACAAAGCCGACUCAAAAUCACUUCCUCACUCUCGCAUGAGACUCUACGAUGAUCUUCUUCGUAACGGGUAUUACACAACACGGCUUUGGAUUGGUACCCCUCCACAGAUGUUUGCUCUUAUUGUUGAUUCUGGGAGUACUGUUACUUAUGUUCCUUGUUCUGAUUGUGAACAAUGUGGCAAACACCAGGACCCGAAGUUUCAGCCAGAAUUGUCAACUACUUAUCAACCUGUUAAGUGUAACAUGGAUUGUAACUGUGACGAUGAUAAGGAACAAUGUGUUUACGAGAGAGAGUAUGCUGAGCACAGUAGUAGUAAAGGUGUGCUUGGUGAAGAUCUCAUUUCGUUUGGCAAUGAAAGCCAGCUGACACCUCAACGAGCUGUUUUCGGUUGUGAAACUGUGGAAACCGGUGAUCUUUAUAGUCAACGAGCUGAUGGUAUUAUCGGAUUAGGCCAAGGUGAUCUUAGUCUUGUGGAUCAGUUGGUGGACAAAGGUUUGAUUAGCAACUCUUUUGGUUUGUGUUAUGGAGGGAUGGAUAUUGGUGGUGGUUCCAUGAUUCUUGGAGGUUUUGAGUAUCCGUCUGAUAUGAUAUUCACUGACUCGGACCCUGAUCGUAGUCCAUAUUACAAUAUAGAUUUGACGGGGAUACGUGUUGCUGGGAAGCAGUUGUUGCUCAACUCUAGAGUCUUUGAUGGGGAACAUGGCGCCGUUUUAGACAGUGGUACAACUUAUGCUUAUCUCCCUGACGCAGCAUUUGAAGCAUUUGAGGAAGCUGUAAUGAGAGAAGUAUCCACAUUGAAGCAGAUUGAUGGUCCUGAUCCAAAUUUUAAAGAUACUUGCUUCCAUGUCGCUGCAAGUAAUGAUGUCUCUGAAUUUUCGAAGAUAUUCCCAUCAGUCGAGAUGGUAUUUAAGAGUGGGCAGUCGUGGCUGUUGUCCCCUGAGAAUUACAUGUUCCGACAUGCCAAGGUGCAUGGCGCAUAUUGUCUCGGUGUUUUUCCAAAUGGAAAAGAUCAUACAACUCUUCUAGGAGGAAUUGUGGUUCGCAAUACGCUUGUUGUUUAUGAUCGUGAGAAUUCUAAGGUUGGAUUCUGGAGAACCAAUUGUUCAGAGUUAUCCGAUAGGCUUCAUAUCGAUGGUGCAACACCACCUGCCACUUUGCCUUCGAAUGAUUCAAAUCCAUCCCAUAAUUCAUCAAGCAAUCUCUCAGGAUUUGAUUCCUCAGGUUUGACUCAAAUUGGUCAAAUAAACCUUGAUGUUGAACUAACAGUCAAUUCAUCCUAUUUGAAACCUCGAAUUGAAGAGCUCUCCAAGUCAUUCUCCAAAGAGCUCGAUGUCAAAUCUUCACAGGUCGUUUUAUCGAAUCUCACCUCCAUAGGAAACAACACUCUCAUCAGAAUGGUUGUCGUCCCUCCUGAACCUUCUACUUGGUUCUCAAAUGUCACAGCAACGAGUAUAGUUUCACGGUUUACCAAUCAUCAAAUCAAGCUUCCUGUAAUCUUUGGGAACUAUCAGCUGGUUAAUUACAAACUCGAACCUCCAAGAAAACGGACGAACAGCAGCAUUGUCGUGAUCGUGGUUGGGAUAAUCGCUGUAAUUAUGGGGUUAUCAGCUUAUGGAGCUUGGUUGAUAUGGAAACGGAAACAAACAUCAAUACCAUACAAACCUGUGGAUGAACAAGUCAUAGUGGCUGAGCAGGAACUGCAACCUAUAUAAAGAAACAGUUUUUAAUUUUAUUUUCUCUUAAUCAUACAAAAGCUGUUUGGUCUUAUGCAAAAAAAAGAAAAGAAAACAGUAUCUCAACUGUCGGAAAUAUCUUUAUUGUUUAGUAAAUAAUGCCAACUUUUUCGUUUUAAUUUAUGAAAAUUCUCGUUUUGUUUA
Molecule: messenger RNA, 2374 nt
Organism: Camelina sativa (false flax)
Lineage: Eukaryota; Viridiplantae; Streptophyta; Magnoliopsida; Brassicales; Brassicaceae
Product: protein ASPARTIC PROTEASE IN GUARD CELL 2
Biological process (GO): proteolysis
Molecular function (GO): aspartic-type endopeptidase activity
Source: RefSeq, a predicted model, not a curated record